Adineta ricciae is the source of this 2526-nucleotide messenger RNA. The record is from the annotation of a GenBank genome assembly. Lineage: Eukaryota; Metazoa; Rotifera; Eurotatoria; Adinetida; Adinetidae.
AUGUCAACUUCCUACACCAAGUUACUCGUUAUUGUCUAUCUCUAUUUUCGUGGAGAUCUUCUUGUAAAUGGAGAAUCCUGUAAUGGUGCGGUUGUUCUCGUUGGAACUAAUAAUGUUAUUAUUGAUAAAAAUAAUGACAAAUGGGGUAUUCGUCUCAAUGGGAAAGUCGAGAUGAAUGGACAAGCACUUACAUCGACAUCAAAUGUUAUACAACUGGCGUAUUGGAACAGAAUCAUUUAUCAAAAAAAUCAAUAUUUUGGAUGGUGGAAAUGGGUCAGCAAUGUAUGGUUGCUUGAGAUGGAUUCUACGAUUGUAGCAUAUUUAACUUCGUCAACUGGAUGUUCAUCUUCGUCUGUUUCAGCUUCAAGUACUUCACCUGCGUCGACAACCACGUAUUUAAGUAUAUUACCACCUAUCCCGUUCGCUCCUCCUCAGUGUAACUCAAGUUAUGUCGGAAGUUUUUGCAAUAUAUCAGUGAAUUUAUGCAAUACUCAACCUUGCGAGAAUAAUGGAACAUGUAUCGAAAAUUCCAGUCUGACAGGUGGAUAUUCCUGUCGUUGUUUAUCAAACUUUAAUGGCAGCAAUUGUGAAUACGAUUAUCAAAUCUGUAGACCAGAUACUUGUCUUUACAACAGUAAAUGCAUCGAAAUGAAUUUGACAAGUUUCUUCUGUAACUGUAGUCAAGGAUACACAGGUGAUCACUGUCAAAACGCGAUUAACUAUUGUACAAAUAUUACAUGUAUGGAUAACGGUGUUUGUCGGCCAUUGUUACUUGAUUACAAAUGUGAAUGUUUUUCGGGUAUUUCUGGGCGGCAUUGCGAAACAAUUGAAACACAUGUGAUCGUCCGUCAAUAUGUUACUAAAAGUUUUACAUUCAUUACUAUUCUCAUCAUUUCAAUCGCUGCUGGUUUUAUCGUCGUGCUCGACGUAUUGAAGUAUCUUUUUCGCAUGGACGUAACUUGGAGAGAACGGCAACACAUUCGAUACAAAAUCUAUCGAAAGAAUUUAGACAAUACUGAGCGACGUAGUUUGAAAAAUGAACCGCUUGAUGAUGAUACAACGACGAGUGAUGAUGUUAAUGUCGAUGAAAUUCUUUUUGAUAAUCUUAGUCCAAUUCCAACACAAUACCAAAACGACGCUAAUGCUAUUGAGUCAUUUGCUUCAUGUUUUUAUAGACGUUACAAUUGCAGACCAGAGUUCUUUGCAGGCUCUCUACAAGAUACUUGUGACGCAGCGUUCAGUCCACUUGAAAUAAAAGACCGUCGUCCAGUACUAGUCUACAUUCACCAUGACAAAAACGACUCGAUCAAUAUGAUUUGCAAAAAAGUCUUCUGCGCAGAGACUAUCAUUGAUUACUUAUUGGAAAAUUAUCUCGUAUGGCCUUGGGAUAUCACUAUCGAAGGCAAUCGCAAAAAGUUGGUACAAGUGUGGAAAGAGAUCUUUUCGACGGAAUUGUUGCCUGAUUUUUCUAUGGAACGAUGUCCCAUGUUUAUUGGUAUUAAACGACGGCUAGCAUCAAAUCAACAUUGGUAUCGAGAGUCACAAUAUGUAUUCGAAGAAAUGAUUGAACAUGAUAUAGUAAUAAGAACCGAUUAUACCGUGCUUCGUGGAAUUUUAUAUCGCAAAUUGUUCGAUUUCAAAGAUGAAUUUGACAAGAACGAGCAAGACUUGGCAUUUGAUCUUCGCGAGCAACGUGAUCUCCGUUGGGAUGUCGUUUUGGAAAUUUGUCAAUAUUUAACACUCAACGAUAUGAUUAACACUUCCCACGAUAGUAUUCUUUUGACACUGUCGGAAAUCAACAUGAAAGUACAGUUAUCGAAUCCUUCGACGAGUUUUAUUAACACGAUUUUUCGGCAGCUCAAGUCAAAACAAAUCGCAUCCGUACAUUUUGAUACGAGUCAGUUUCCAAUAACGCAAAUAUCGAACACUUUGGUGAUGCUCCCAAAUGUUCUUUCACUAACACUGGACAACCUCGAGUCAAUAAAAGAAAUCGAACAAUGGAAUGUCUUUUUUCCUGAUCUAAGUCGCCUGUCACUUCGGUACACCUGUGGAGUCAAUUUGUAUGCAUUCCAUUACAUUUUCGGACACGUUUCAAACACGGUAGAAAAAUUUGAAAUACAUUGCACUCAGUCAAAAUGUAAACAUGGUUGUAAUCUUCCAAACCUUACAGGAGACAUACGAAACGUUACAAUCAAACGUUUUUUACUUGAAAUUGAUCAUUAUACAAAUCCAAAUUCAGACAGUUGCCGACAACCUUAUCAGUCGUGCUUGUGGAGAACGCUAAUUGAGCUGAUUAGCAAUAUGUGCAAUCUUCGACAUGUUGAAUUAGUGGUUAAUGAAGCCGAAACAGUACAAUUGCUAGAUUGGCAACAAUGGCAACGAUUAAUGCAUUGUUGUCGACAAUUGAAUACGAUCGUGCUACGAGUAAAAGAAGAAAUGGAGCACCCGUUGGUUACGAUAGCAACCAUUCAGGAAAGACUACGUGACGUGCGACACACAAUCAAAUUUCGAGUUAUAUUUCAGUAG